Molecule: messenger RNA, 393 nt
Organism: Aureobasidium vineae
Lineage: Eukaryota; Fungi; Ascomycota; Dothideomycetes; Dothideales; Saccotheciaceae
Source: the annotation of a GenBank genome assembly
CUUCUUUUCCCAACAAUGAAGACCACCACCGUCCUCUGCACCUUCACGGGCUUCUUAGCCUUCGGUAUCCAAACCGUAACCGCCACCUGCUACAGCUCUGGCCAAUACUUCCCCAAUAGAGAGGAAGCUCGCACCUUCGUUCACGAUGCCUGCUAUAACCCUGGCGGCAUGUUCACCGGCAAUUACGAUCCUCGCCAACUGAAAGCCAUGUGCCCCCGUUCUGGCAACAUGGGUAUCGAAUUUGUGGUUCAGAACCUCAAUACUGAUGUUGGCUUUGAUCUCGGCGAUGAUGAUUGCUAUGAGAGGCUUACCAAUGAGGUCUUCAACUGCGAGCAUGGUGGUGAGAGCACUAUCUCUGGAUGGUUCUUCCUCGCUCGUCCUGGAACCUGUUAG